AUGACACCCGGUCAACUAGUGAAAUGGUGUGGUUUAGGAGGGAACUACAAAGCUAAUUACGAUAGGUCUGUGAAGACGAAGAUCAACAAGGAUCGUAUUGGUGUUAUUGUACAUGAUCACCAGGGCCUCGUCAUAGCGGUUUUAUCUGAGGGGCUGAGGCAUUGGGUAAAUGUUGAUUGUGUAGAAGCCAUGGUUGCAUUCAAAGCAGUCCAAUUUGUGAAGGAUCUAGGUUUAGAAAACAUCUAUUUGGAGAGUGAUACAACAAAUGUGAUCAAAAUGAUUAAUGACCCAGGUGAUGCUAUCUCUCAAUUUGGACACUUAGCUCAUGGUGUCCAUGAUUUACUGAGAAGAUUUCGAUCUACUACUGUGUAUCAUGUUUUUAGGAAGGAUAAUUCUGUUACUCAUUGCUUGAGUAUAUUAACAUUUGAUUGUGUUGGGCCAAUGAUUUGGAUGGAUGAGGCUUCACCAACAUUGGUUCAUUUGAUUUUGUCUGAAGGUUCUCAAUCUUAA
Camellia sinensis is the source of this 510-nucleotide messenger RNA. The record is from RefSeq and is a predicted model, not a curated record. NCBI's taxonomy places the organism in Eukaryota, Viridiplantae, Streptophyta, Magnoliopsida, Ericales, Theaceae.